Messenger RNA from Angiostrongylus costaricensis, 213 nucleotides. NCBI's taxonomy places the organism in Eukaryota, Metazoa, Nematoda, Chromadorea, Rhabditida, Metastrongylidae. The record is from the annotation of a GenBank genome assembly.
AUGCGAGAACGAGCGAUGGUGAAGUGGGAGACUGCUGUUGCUGCUGCAAUAGAUGAGAGAAGUAUUGCAAUUGAAUGGAUAGCAGAUUCUGCAGUUUGCAUGCUUAUGUAUCCCGACAAGCUUCGGAAAGUCACUAGAGCUCAUGUGCCAUCAAGUGAGCUUCGGUUAUGUCUUGAGAAUCGUCAACCAAGCGCUUCAAAGAGUACCGAGUAG